Molecule: messenger RNA, 1146 nt
Organism: Cajanus cajan (pigeon pea)
Lineage: Eukaryota; Viridiplantae; Streptophyta; Magnoliopsida; Fabales; Fabaceae
Product: DNA binding protein
Source: RefSeq, a predicted model, not a curated record
CGGGAAGCAGGUAUUGCAUAAAAACACUCUGGUGGAGCGUGAAGCAAGUUCCUUGAGCAAUGGAAUUCGGGUGUUCGAACACGAGCGCGUGGAAGGAAGCGCUCUCUGCAUACCCAUCGCGACUACACUCUCUCUCCCUCGAAAAGAACAAACCCGAUUUGGUUUCUCUCGACGACUUCUACCGCAACCACCUCCCUCCACUCCUCCACCGCCGAAACCCUAACCCCUUCAUCACCACGCGCGAGCUCUCCGACCUCAUGCGAUGGAAACUCACGCGCGGCAAGUGGAGGCCGCGUCUCUUGGAUUUCGUUUCCUCCCUAGACGACGCCGUUGUGAAAUUCGCUUCUCAGAAGGCGUUUCAGAGCCUUCCCGAUGUAUCCAAAGCCGUUUCUGAGCUCACCGUCUUGAAAGGCGUCGGCCCCGCCACCGCCUCCGCCGUUCUCGCCGCUUUCGCCCCUCACUUAAUCCCUUUCAUGUCCGAUCAGGCUAUGGAGGCAGCUCUUGGAAACUCUAAGGAUUAUUCGCUGAAGCAAUAUCUAAAAUUCACCGAGAAAUUGCAAAUGAAAGCGAAGGAACUGAGUUCAGAAGGGGAAUCCUUUACCCCAUCUGAUGUAGAAAGAGCUUUAUGGAGUUCUGCUAUGGGGCAGUCAUCAGCGCCCCAAGAAAAUCAGGACCCUAAGACCAAACCAAACAGAAGCUCUAAGAGGAAGAGGAAAAAUUGACAUUAGCAGCAGAGCAAGCAACAAAUGAAAUUAUAAGUAGAAUCUGUUUUUUCUUGGUUCUGCUAGUUUUAGCCCCUCCUUAUUUCAAGGGGUUCCUUCAAUAUUGGACAGUAGUAGUACUAAUCACUAAUCAUGAUCGGGUAUUUUCAUUUUAAGUUAUGGCCAAUUGAAAGUUUCUUGUUUUCUGCUAACACUCCUUUUCUUGAAAGUAGAACUUUGAUGCUGGUACGACAGGGUAGAUUAAGAUUUUCUAAAAUGUGCAAGCCAGAGUAGGAUGUUAACAAAGAAAAUAAAUGGUCUAGAUUCUUCUAAAAAUACCACUAGAUAAUAUAGCUUGUGUAAAUUUGCUUGAUCUUGUAUCAGAAAUGAUUGCUAUUUAUAUUUGACUUUCUAAAAUUCGUCACAUCUUUAGAGGAUCUUGCCA